Messenger RNA from Prorocentrum cordatum, 233 nucleotides. Lineage: Eukaryota; Dinophyceae; Prorocentrales; Prorocentraceae. The record is from the annotation of a GenBank genome assembly.
GCCCAGCGGAGCCCGCCAACCCUGCGGACCCGGCGGACCUGGCGGACCCGGCGGACCUGGCGGACCCGGCGGACCCGGCGGACCCGGCGGACCCGGCGGACCCGGCGGAUCUGGCGGACCUGGCGGACCUCCCUGAGGCGAUCGACAACGCGUUCAAAGACCUCGAGGCGCUGCACGCGAGGGCUCACCCGACCGAGGCCAGCGACAGCGACGACGCCCCCUUGCCCUCAAAG